Molecule: messenger RNA, 3893 nt
Organism: Elgaria multicarinata webbii
Lineage: Eukaryota; Metazoa; Chordata; Lepidosauria; Squamata; Anguidae
Gene: ATF7IP2
Product: activating transcription factor 7 interacting protein 2
Exons: 11
Coding region: 96-1898 (600 amino acids)
Biological process (GO): regulation of DNA-templated transcription
Cellular component (GO): transcription regulator complex; nucleus
Molecular function (GO): transcription coregulator activity; protein binding
Source: RefSeq, a predicted model, not a curated record
ACCGCCUUCGAAGGUUCGCGGAGCUCCAACGGCCCUCGGGGCCCCAGCUGAGGGAGCCCUUGGCGCGCCUGCGCAGACGGCACCCGGGUGCAAAAAUGAAUCCAAACAUGGACAUCAAAAAACCCUUGCUUGCCAGAAAAACAAUGACUCCGAGCAGCCGAAAGCAAGUGAAAAUGUUGAACAAAAUGAAGUAUGCCCAAGGAGCGGAAAAGACUGCAAAUGAUGCCUCCAGUGAAGAUAAUCAUGUUCACCAAAAAAUAGUUGAAACAAACUGCUUGCAUCCGAGUUCGCUGGAACAACUUGACUGUAGUCCCGAAUCAAAACCAACACAAUUGUCUCCUAGGACGCUAAACAAACCAUUAGCUAAUUUAGUUCUCAAUUCUGAAAUCAGCAUUUAUAAUGACCACCGAGAAAUGUCCAAAGAUCAUCCAUACAACACUUGCACAACAAACUCUGAUGUCAAACAGAUUUGGAAUGCUGGUGCUUUACAGGAUAUACUGUACAGUUGGUAUGAAAAAGAAUCCAAUUCCCCCAUAGUUAAGCCAGUGGAAGUGCACUUGAAUUUAGAACCAAAUAGCCAGCUGUUACGCAAUUCAGAAGAACAGUUUUCAGUUACCUCUCCCACGAAUGCAAUCCCUGCCUUAGAUAGAGUAAUGGAAACAACAGAAGAAACACUUGUCAAUCAAACUAUUCCAAUAUUGGAAAGGGAAGAUGGUAACGUCCAGCUGCAUAAGAAAAUGGUUAAUUCUUCAGUCCAGACAGAUGAUAGUCUGAGGAAAAGGAGAGUUUCAGAAAGUAGUGAAGAUGCCCUUUCCAAACGCAUCAAAUCAUCUGGCAAAGAAUGUGAUACAAGCUUAGAUAAAAGACAAUCUGGUUUGGGAAAGGUCAGGUCUUUUAUUCAAAAUCGGAUGGAUACUUCGAUGGGAAAAUUGGAUCACCAACUCCAACAUUUACAUGAAAGAAUUGAUCGCACCCAAUGCCUACGAAAGCAUGAAGGAAUUGCUAUUAAAAUUGUAAAGAGAAUCUCUAGGCUUGACAGACGCAUUAAUGCUGUGAUAACAUUUCAGAAUGCAGGCUUAUCCAAGAAGGUCAAGUGUCCAGGAGCAGACUCACAAAAUAAAAUAUUAAAUUGCACCACGCCUCUGCCUGGCGAUGCAAAUGUCAAGGCGACACCAUCAAAUACCAGUGAAGCUCUUUCUAAAGGCACUGAAACAUUUGAUGACAUUGUUUGCAUUGAUCUGGUGAACAAAAAUUCAGGUGUGGAAGCUGUGAAUGCUACAGAUGUUCAGCAGAAAGGCUCUUCUGUGAAGACAAACACUCCAGCUGAAAUGCCAUGCAACUCUAAGAAUCUAUUACUGAUCGAUUUAACUGAUGAAGAAAGCAGUGUUGAUAAAGUUGGUGGAGAAAAGGAGAGAAAGAUUGCAGAGAGAAGACACUCGGCACCAGAAGUCCUGAUACCAGAUCCUCCCCAGUCUGCACUACAGUUAUCAAAAGAGGUUCCGAAAGAGUUUUCCCACCUCCCUCCCUUACCGAGGACUCCCUCGCAGCCGGAGCACGUGAAUGGAUUCUGGAACACGCUCCCGCCUCAGAAGCUCGAACUCGCUGUUGCUCACGUCCAAAACCCCAAAAGCAUUGCCCUCCAGUGGAACAUCACAACCGUGGAACCCAGGUGUGCCCCCAUAGACAGCUUCCACUUGUUCAUAUGCGUAGAGGGACCCAAAGGCAGUGUGUCAUGUGAUUGGAUGAAGAUGACCAAAAUCAAGGCGUUUCCUCUCCCCAUGGCUUGCUCUUUAUCUCGGUUCCCAGGUCCCACCAGGUGCUAUUUCACCAUGCGGUCCAAAGACAUUUACGGGCGCUAUGGGCCCUUCUGUGAUAUUCAGUCCAUUUCUUCUCUAUAGUUCCUGUGGGAGGAGGGGUGAGAGCCCUCUCAGUAUAACGUGUUUACAUGCCCUGCUCUGUGCACUGUUUAACAGCUGUAUUUGCACAAUUCUGUUUAUUGUAAAAAUUCCACUUAAAAUUCUUCGUUGACCUCUUUCCUCUCCUCAAAGGAGAGAAUUACGAAUGCUGUUAUCUGUGGGGAGGUAAUAAUUUUCUUUAAAUUUAAUUUUUGCUGCAUUCCUCGUAAACCAAGAUGGAAAAAGUGUUCACCUAAUACUGAAGGAGUAAUAGGGUUUUGUUUUAAAAGAGUAAACUGCCUUUCAUGUUGGGUUUUCAAAAAACAAACAUUAUUGAGAGAGAUGUUUCUAAAUUUACCACAAACAAAAAACAUUAAAAUCAAUUUAAUUUAGUGACAUGUGCCUGUAAACCGCCAGUGUCUGGCAUGGUCUACUAGCACACCCCAUGUUCCUGAUCUGAUAGCUUAUGUGCAUAAAUAGUGGUACUGUUUUAAAAUGGAAUUACAUCAUGUUGGUUUUCUCAAAAACGACAGUUUUGCUCCAUAUAUAUAAAUGUGAAUGAGGAGUCAUCUGAAACCGGUAAGUGGCCUUGUAUGUUCUAGCACACUGAUGCUAACAGUCGGGAUGAAGGCAACUAGUUUUAUUCUGCAUACCUGAAAGGAUGUAUGGGUAACUGUCUUUCUUUCCCAAACGUCUCACCCCAUCCUGGCCAAUGUUUAAUGGAAAAGGAUGAAGACCUCUUAGUAUUUACCAAGGGGUGGGGAACGACCCAUUCUACAUUUCCUUACAAGAAUACUCUGGGCCUAGGGUGGUAUGAACUUUGCAUGAAGUAGGGGCCUACACGGUUUAGCUGGGCAGUGGGAUCCAGCUAUUGAUUUUAAUAGCCAGUGUAGUUCUGCAUUCUUGCUUCCAUUUCCACUGGAGCGUUGCACUCGAUUGGUUGGUUUUGGUACCUGCUGCGUGGCUGGAGGGAGUUCUUCCAGCACAGGAGCAGGAGGUGGGGUGUUUUGCGGGAACUGCUUCCGUUUAACCCAUGACACCACAUCCAGCUCUUCCUUGCCACCUUGCUGGCAGUUUUUUUAAAAAAAAAAUGGUUACCCCCUACGGUGGAAUAGUACCAGUAGUGACUUUCUCUGCUGGACGCCUUCAGUAAAUUCGGGGUUAGCACUGGCAACUGGAUUCACAGGCUCAUACGAAGAAAGUUGGCACCUGUUGCCUAUAUAAAUUAAGGUAAUUAAGCCUCUAGCUGCUCAGUGUACAUGCUUCUGCUUUCAUUAGUUACGAGAAAGGCUGCAUGUUAAAGUCUCACCCUUUGAACACUGCGGGAGUCUUCCUUAGGCACACAGGUGCACACGCUUCAGCUCCUGAGAUUCAAACAGACCUCGCUUUCAAGCCCACCUUCUCAGUGUUGAGGGUUAGAAGUUUGUUUGUUUAAAAAAGUAUGAAAGUGAAAGUUGCUAUCCCAGGAACCCUGGAAUCCGUGUCCCAUAGCGGAUUGUAUGCAGUCUGUGCCUUUUCUCUAUCCCGCUCUUUGAUUUUUCCAGCAGUUUGAUUUUUUUCUUUCAGUAUUUAGGCAGAUGCUAACAGAAACACAACAGAAACGUGAUGCCAAGCACAAUACUGGUUGCAACUUUUAUUUCCAUAUACACAGCGGAUAUAUAAAAUACAAAACAAUUGAGGCACAGUUGGUAGAGUUAAGCUCACUGUCUUGAAAAGAUUGUCCACUGAGAAAUCCAGAAUGUUUGGUAACUUCCUUUUAAAUUUUGGAAAAAAGGGUACUACAAAUGCAAAAAGGGACUCCUUGUUAUUCCAGGCGGAGUUGCAAAGGCAGUAAAACGAAAAUUCGUAAUGAGUAGGCUGGAAGAUAUAGCUAUAUUAUAACUUCCUAUUUGCUUUUAGUAAGGGGUCAAAAAGUAAUAAUGUAAAUACUGCUAAAUAUGUAUGUAUGUGUUCAUACAAUUUUUUUUUACAUAAAUAUAAAUUCAAACUGUAAAAUCA